UCCUCAGGGUAUAUGCCAAGGAGAGGGAGCCUCUCUUGCUCUCCACACGCACGCCACCGAGCUGGUGUCUGCUGCUGGGCUUGAAUCCCGACCCAGGACCAUCUGCGAGAUUUGACAAACGUCUCAAGAAUGAGAUGGAUUCACCCGAGAAACUGGAGAAGAACAAUUUAGUGGGCACCAACAAAAGCCGGCUUGGUGUAUGCGGCUGGAUUCUGUUUUUCCUUUCCUUCCUGUUGAUGCUCAUUACCUUCCCGGUCUCAAUAUGGAUGUGCUUGAAGAUCAUUAAGGAGUAUGAGCGUGCUGUUGUCUUCAGACUGGGACGCAUCCAAGCUGAUAAAGCCAAGGGACCAGGUACGGCAGAGACUAUGGGCACCACCACCACCACCACCACCACCACCACCACCACCACCACCACCACGACCAUCUCCACCACCACCACCACCAGGGGCAUCUAUUGAGGGUCCAAGAGAAAACAUAGAAAGUAGGAGACCUUGUGUUUUAGGAGGUAGACAGAUGCUACUCCAUACAGCAUAUUAGUGGGAGAGACCAUGAGUUUGAGCAUUCUGAAAUAUGAACCUGCUUUAUAGCUCACACCCUGAGUAGUCCAACAAAUGGAUCAUAUUGACUGAAUGUCAUUUAUUUCCAGGGCGGUGACAAGCCAGGUCCAGGGAACCAGAAAGCAAGUGAAUGAC
Messenger RNA from Rattus norvegicus (Norway rat), 692 nucleotides. The record is from RefSeq. NCBI's taxonomy places the organism in Eukaryota, Metazoa, Chordata, Mammalia, Rodentia, Muridae.